Molecule: messenger RNA, 662 nt
Organism: Helicoverpa armigera (cotton bollworm)
Lineage: Eukaryota; Metazoa; Arthropoda; Insecta; Lepidoptera; Noctuidae
Product: cuticle protein 8-like
Exons: 2
Coding region: 136-627 (163 amino acids)
Cellular component (GO): extracellular matrix
Source: RefSeq, a predicted model, not a curated record
UUGUAGGCCGAGUCGGUCUCGUUGGUGACACACUGCGUGCCCGCGGCUUCGUUCAUUAAACUUCACAAUGAUUGAGAGGUGAAGGCCGACUGCAUUGCUGAGCCGAACUUCGCGGUACUACGGAUUUGGCACCUGAUGUUUGUCAUCGUAUUGUCCCUGGCUGUGGCGGCUUACGCCGUGCCGCUGGUGGCGGUGGCCCCGGCAGAGUACGCCGCGCCUGCGCACUACGAGUUCUCGUACUCCGUGCACGACGAGCACAGCGGCGACGUGAAGCAGCAGCAGGAGGCUCGUGAGGGCGACGCCGUGCACGGCUCCUACUCGCUCGUGCAGCCCGACGGCGUGCACCGCAUCGUCGAGUACACCGCCGACAAGGAGCACGGAUUCAACGCCAACGUGCGCUACGAGGGCACCCCCGUGCACCCCGCUCCCGUCGCCAAGCUGGCCUACGCCGCUCCCGUGGCCAAGCUCGCCUACGCCGCUCCCGUCGCCAAGGUAGCCUACGCGCCUGCCCCCGUGUCCUACGCUCACGCUCCAGUGGCCUACUCCGCGCCCGUCGCCAAGCUCACCUACGCCGCGCCCGUAGCGCACGUCACUUACUCCUCUCCUGCCAUCUCCUACCACCACUAGAUACCCUUGUUAUAUAGUUAGACUGUUCUAUUUAU